Messenger RNA from Phragmites australis (common reed), 1096 nucleotides. Its product is annotated as 3-isopropylmalate dehydratase small subunit 1-like. Bases 58 to 813 code for a protein of 251 amino acids. The record is from RefSeq and is a predicted model, not a curated record. The transcript has 2 exons. NCBI's taxonomy places the organism in Eukaryota, Viridiplantae, Streptophyta, Magnoliopsida, Poales, Poaceae.
UAAAGCGCAAGCAGCCCAAUAGGCCCAGCCUAACACCCUUAUGCCCUAAUUCACAUCAUGGCGGCGGCUCCUCCUUCGUCGGCGGCGGUGGCUGGGGCGUUGACGGUGGCGCUAGCGCCCAGCGUAGCGCCAACCAGCACAUUCUUCCGAUGCGCCCAGAUCUACCCUAACUGCCACCCAACCCUGAAAUGCCGCCGCGCUCGGACCCUCACCGCAGCCGCCGCGGCCGCUGCGGCGGGCAGCUCGCCGUCGUCCGCCGUCUUCCACGGGGAGUGCUUCGUCGUGGGGGACAACAUCGACACCGACCAGAUAAUCCCCGCCGAGCACCUCACCCUGGUGCCGUCCAAGCCCGACGAGUACCGCAAGCUGGGCUCCUUCGCCUUCGUCGGCCUCCCCUCCGCGGCCUACCCGACGCCGUUCGUCGCCCCCGGCGAGGAGUCCUCCCGCUACGCCGUCAUCGUCGGCGGGGCCAACUUCGGCUGCGGCUCCUCCCGCGAACACGCGCCUGUCGCGCUCGGAGCCGCCGGCUCGCGUGCCGUCGUGGCGGAGAGCUACGCGCGCAUAUUCUUCCGCAAUUCUGUGGCCACCGGCGAGGUAUACCCUUUGGAGCUAGCGGACGCUGGAGCCUGGAAAGAGUGCAAGACCGGGGAUGUGGUCACCGUAGACCUUGGUAAUUCCAUCAUGAUUAAUCACACCUCCGGCAAGGAGUACAAGCUGAAGCCUAUCGGUGACGCGGGACCGGUCAUUGAGGCCGGCGGGAUCUUUGCAUAUGCCCGGAAGACCGGAAUGAUUUCCUCGAAAGCUACUGCGUGAGGGAAAGGUGAACUUUAUCUGAUGUCAGAUUAGUUGAGGCUUCUUCAGGCAUCAAGGAAAACUGGGUUUUGUAUCAAGAGCUGUUGCACCUCUAGUUGCUAUUGUCCAGCGUGUGUACUGCUACUUUUGCAUAGGUUUGUACUAUCGACUAUGUUCUAAAAUAAGUUAUAGCGUUCUGAGCUGUGAUGAAUGUGUCCAUGCGGUCUAAUAUUACAGCUCAUGCUCUUUGGACAAUUGUACCGGCUAUCGUGCCUAUUUGUUUGAAUACCAUCUUUGUUGUCAA